This is a messenger RNA of Notothenia coriiceps (black rockcod), 5227 nucleotides long. Its product is annotated as ubiquitin carboxyl-terminal hydrolase 15. Gene Ontology annotation, biological process: protein deubiquitination. The record is from RefSeq and is a predicted model, not a curated record. Gene Ontology annotation, molecular function: cysteine-type deubiquitinase activity. The transcript has 22 exons. NCBI's taxonomy places the organism in Eukaryota, Metazoa, Chordata, Actinopteri, Perciformes, Nototheniidae. Gene Ontology annotation, cellular component: nucleus. The coding region runs from base 31 to 3207 and encodes 1058 amino acids.
CAUCAUGCAGCGGGUGAUGUCUGAGGAAAGAUGGCGGAAGGAGGAGCGGCUGAUCUGGAUACCCAGAGAGGAGAGGUCGCGGCACUGUUGAAAACACAGCUAAAAAAGGGAGACACUUGGUACCUGGUGGACAGUCACUGGUUCAAACAGUGGAAGAAAUAUGUGGGAUUUGACAGUUGGGACAAAUACCAGCUGGGUGACCAGAAUGUCUACCCAGGACCAGUUGAUAACUCCGGUCUUCUUAGAGAUGGGGAUGUGCUGGCCAUCAAGGAGCACCUCAUCGACGAGCUCGACUACAUCCUGGUCCCCACAGAGGGCUGGAAUAAGCUUGUCAGCUGGUAUGGACUGACAGAUAAUCAGGAGCCAAUUGCACGCAAGGUGGUGGAACAGGGUAUGUUUGUGAAGCACUGCAAGGUGGAGGUGUACCUGACGGAGUUGAAACUGUGUGAAGACGGCGACAUGGACAAUGUGAUCACCAGACGCUUCAGUAAAGCCGACACAAUAGACAUGAUCGAGAAGGAGAUGAGGAAGCUGUUCAGCAUCACUGAUGAGAAGGAGACCAGGAUGUGGAACCGCUACAUGAGCAACACCUUUGAACCUCUCAACAAACCCGACAGCACCAUUCAAGACGCCGGACUGUACCAAGGACAGGUUCUCGUAAUAGAGCAGAAGGCUGAGGACGGCUCUUGGCCCCGAGGCUCCAAGGCACCCAAGUCAUCUGGUGCUUCCAAUCUCUGUGCUUUGCCAAAGAUCUCGCCUUCAUCUCUCACAAACAAUCAUAACAGCAGCUUCAACAGCAGGAAUGUGAAGAAUUCAAGCUAUAGUCUACCAUCCUACCACCCAUACAGCAACAGCUAUGACUACACAGACCAGAGCCGGCAGAGUGAGCGCUCAGGCCUCUGUGGACUCUCCAACCUGGGCAACACCUGCUUCAUGAACUCUGCUGUGCAGUGUUUAAGCAAUAUCCCUCCACUGACGGAGUACUUCCUUAAGGACAAGUUCACAGAGGAGCUGAACGAGGACAACCCACUGGGCAUGAAGGGAGAGAUUGCCAAAGCCUACGCCGAGCUUAUCAAGCAGCUGUGGUCGGGCAAAUUCAGCUACGUCACCCCGAGGCCUUUCAAGACCCAGGUGGGCCGCUUCGCCCCGCAGUUCUCGGGCUACCAACAGCAGGACUCUCACGAGCUUCUGGCCUUCCUGCUGGACGGCCUCCACGAAGACUUGAACCGCAUCAGGAAGAAGCCCUACAUCCAGCUGAAGGACGCUAAUGGCAGGCCUGAUAAGGUGGUGGCGGAGGAGGCAUGGGAGAACCACAUCAAGAGAAACAACUCCAUCAUUGUGGACAUCUUCCACGGCCUGUUCAAAUCCACCCUGGUGUGUCCUGUGUGCUCCAAGGUCUCUGUGACCUUUGACCCUUUCUGCUACUUGACGCUGCCUCUGCCCAUGAGGAAGGAGCGGACACUGGAGGUCUAUCUGGUCAGACUGGACCCUCUGGCCAAACCCACACAGUACAAGCUGACUGUACCAAAGGUGGGAUCCAUCUCUGACCUGUGUAUCUCGCUUUCAAACCUGACGGAGGUGCCUGCUGAGAAGAUGAUUGUAACCGACAUCUACAACCACCGUUUCCAUCGGAUCUUCGCCACCAACGAGAACCUCAGCAGCAUCAUGGAAAGAGACGAUAUCUAUGUAUUCGAGUUGGCUGUGAACCGGGUGGAGGACACGGACCACGUGGUGAUCCCUGUUCACCUGAGGGAGAAGUUCAAACAGUCGGGCUACAACCACACCAGCACGCCUCUGUUCGGACAGCCCUUCCUGCUGGCCGUCCCCAGGACCCUCAGUGAGGACAAACUGUACAACAUGCUGCUGCUGCGCCUCUGCCGAUUUGUGCGAUCUUCAGUAGAGGAGGAAGAGGAGGAUUGUGAGGAGACGCAGCCGUCAAAACAACACGCUGUCAACGGCAACACCACUAACGGAGUUCUGGAGGAGGGGUCGCCCAGCGAGAUGGAGACCGACGAGCAGGACGACGAGUCGAGUCAGGAUCAGGAGCUGCCCUCCGAGAACGACAACAGCCAAUCAGAGGACUCGGUGGACAACGAGCUGGAGAACGGCGUGGUCGCUCCGCCAAACUCCACCAAGGCCCAGCAGACGGCGGGGAACAACAGGAAGAGACUAUUCACAUUCCAGUUCAACAACAUGGGAAAAACAGACUUCUCCCUCAUCAAGGAGGACACCCGGCAGAUCCGCUUCGACGAGGGACACCUCCGACUCAGCGACCGCUCUUAUCUCUCCUUGGACUGGGAUCCAGAGAUGAGGAAGAAGUACUUUGACGAGAGCGUCGUCGAGGACUUUGAAAAGCACGAGAGCAUGGAGUACAAGCCUCAGAAGAAGGCUUACUUCAAGCUGAAGGACUGCAUCGAACUUUUCACCACCAAGGAGAAACUGGGAGCAGAGGACCCAUGGUACUGUCCGGACUGUAAAGAGCACCAGCAGGCCACCAAGAAGCUGGACCUGUGGAGUCUGCCCCCGGUGCUGGUGGUCCAUCUGAAGCGCUUCUCCUACAGCCGCUACAUGAGGGACAAGCUGGACUCCCUGGUGGAUUUUCCUCUCAAGUACGCACACAACAGAGACCUGGACAUGUCAGAGUUCCUGAUCAACCCCAACUCCGGGCCCUGCCUCUACGACCUCAUCGCUGUGUCCAACCACUACGGAGGGAUGGGGGGAGGGCACUACACGGCUUACGGCAAGAACAAAGACGACGAGAAGUGGUACAACUUCGACGACAGCAGCGUGUCUCCUGCCAGCGAAGAUCAAAUAGUGUCCAAAGCAGGCUACGUGCUGUUCUACCAGCGGCAGGACACGGUGAAGGGCACCGGCUACUUCUCUCUCGACCGCGAGGUAGACGAGGAGGAGGAGGAGGAGGAAGAGGUAAACGAGGAAGAGGAGGAGGAGGAAGGAGAAGAUGAGGAAAAGGAAGGCGAGGAGAAGGAAGGCGAGGAGAGAAAGGCCGCCUCCUCCUCUCAGGUUGCCUCGUCCUCUGCCUCUGCCUCUGCCUCUGCCUCUGCCCCUGCCCCUCAGAACGACGAGGAGGACCUGAACGAGAACCGCCACAGGAAGAACGAUAACGAGCAGGGAAAUGGUGAGGAAGAGGAGGAGGAGGAGGAGAAGAAGCCGGCGCCAAAUCGAGACGUCACCAUGAAAACCAACUGAGGCAAACGAGGGACAAAAAUAAAUAGAGAGAGAGAGAGACUAGGAUCUUUCCAUCCAAAGCCAUAUGGACACACAGCAUGGCAGCGGGCGCCACCAGCGGCUCAGACUCCGCCCCCUCCACAGGCGGGGGGGGUGGGGCAGCUGUUCGGUCAGGGAGCUGCCGGGUUACGCAACUCUUAAGAAAUCAGGGCCCUCCUCUGUGGUCAGAUCACUGUGUGUGUGUGUGUGUGUGUAAAGUGUGUGUGAGUGUGACGCCACGUCCAUUCGUUUAAGGGUUAGCAGAAUAAGAGUCAGUGAGCGACAUGAGGGACGGACUCUUAAUCUGCUUUUUGUGUUAUUUUUAUAUCAUUUUUUUGAGAGCAAUGCAUUGUUGGCAUAUCAUUUUAUUAUCAUUUAGAUCAUGUAAAUAUUUUAAACACUGAAUUAUAUCGGGGUUUUUCACGAUGCGCUGACACGUUUUGAACUUGCACAAUCACCAACCAUCCAUGUUUCUUUUCUUUCUUUUUUUUUACACAUAUUAUCGCCAGACACGCUGCAGCUGUUUAACAACAACGCUGACUCACAGGAUCAUCUGCCUUCAGUGAUCCGGAAGGUGAGACGCGUGUACAGUGUGGACUUUAGGAACAUCGUUGUUUUUUUAAACGUGUCGAACAGCCACACUUUGUGCUGCUUUUGCUGCUACUGCUGUGCAUUUUAACACAGGUUACUUCUGCGUCGGCAUGAACUUAAGCAAAUUAAGGUCCUGCUUUUGUCUCCUUUAUAUAAUAAUGACAAGUUAUCCAAGAGACAGAUUUUUGCACAUUUGACCUGCGAAUAUGAAUCAGUAACAUACUGUCUCACUCUGUCUUAAGCACAGCAAGUGUCCGCUUCUAUUCUCCCGCUUUAAAUGUAUCCCCAGGUGUUGUUUUGAAGCUUUACCACGCCUCUGCUCUCUUCAUCUCGGAGGCGCUGUGAGAUUAGGAAACAUCAGUGGUUCCACUCACAUCAGAUGGAUCAUCUCUUGUUGGGAUCACCUCGGCCUUAACUCUUAAUCUCAGACCCGUCGCCUUUUUCUUUGCACAUCACCAUCCCCUCACACACCAACACUCGAAUGUCCGCUCCAUAACGUCAUCUCGCGCUGCUUCUUGAAACCCACAAGAGGGCCAGAAUGUAUGCUGAAUGAAAUAAUGAAAUGACCAGAUGUAAUGCAUUUGAUGCCUUUUUGAUUAUCUACAGGGCCAGAUAUGUCAUUUUUCUCUCUCUUGGUUUGGUUGAAUGUGAUCUCCUUUGAUAUUAGCUGUAUGAAAUCAUGGGUUCUGCUGAAUGCGUCCCUUUGCAGAGGGGGACACAAUGCUUCUCUGUGGUCCUGAGCUUUGAGGGAGAAAGGGAGGGGGACAAAUCUGAAAUCUGUGGGGUGAGUCUGCCUAAAAGGCCUCUGAGCUUCCGGGAUCGGUAAAGGCGGGAUAUUCCUCCAUCGAUGUGAUAAGCUAUUCUCCACGGUGGAGUGUUUUCUUUUUGUUGCUCCAGUGUAAACACCUGCUGUCGCCGCAGAAUAUCAGACGUGUGCCAGGCCUUUCUGAGCAUCUCCGUGCUUUUUGGACGACUCACCCCCCCAAUCCCAUCCUGACUGUGUGAGAUUCGAUCGCUAUUAUACAAUACUGUACAUAAGAGUUCACUCUGUGAGUGCACAUUUGAUAAAGUUUAUUUAUUUAUAUGUAAGCAUUUAAUAAUAAACAGACAAUAUAUCUAAAGCCUCGGAAAGACCUGAACUGUCGUUGGGGAACCGUGGCUCGUGUGUGUCCUCGCAUACACACCAGUUUGCAAAGUCUAGCCUGUGCUCUCGUCAGGGAGGGGAUAUUUUUAAGAAAAAGGAUGGUUCUGUUAUGGGACUGUUUUUUUGUAUGAAAAAGUAUCCAGACAACCUUGCAUGACGACAUAACGGGGUUUCCAGGUUUGGCUGCACUUGAGUUCACUUGGGUUUACAUUUGAAAUGUGCAUGUGUAUUUAUACACAAUCUUCAAUAAAGUUGUGUAAAGCUUCA